Messenger RNA from Neurospora tetraspora, 1049 nucleotides. RefSeq lists its product as uncharacterized. The coding region runs from base 160 to 798 and encodes 212 amino acids. The transcript has a single exon. NCBI's taxonomy places the organism in Eukaryota, Fungi, Ascomycota, Sordariomycetes, Sordariales, Sordariaceae. The record is from RefSeq and is a predicted model, not a curated record.
AAUCCGGGGGCAUCUCUGAUAUCUUCAAGUAUUCCCAUUUAAUACACAACCACAUCACCACCUCCAACACCACAAUCAAUCUCGCACAUGGUCCUCAUGGUCGACAGGGUCUGCUAGCACACUGUAGCAUGAGCUGAGCCCUGGCGAGAUUAGCCGUGCAUGGACCCGACCCAAUCUCUGCGACUCCCAGCCACAGAUUCCAGACCCCCUGCCCGUCCUGCCUCAGGUCCUCCAGCAGUGUGUCCUGCAUCGACAACCACAAGCCACCCCCAGCUCAUCAACCUCGCUCUCGGUCCCCAGCCCAGCUGCACACCCCAAGCCUAUCUAGGAAAACCUGCACGGUUCUCCUCGCGAGCUGGCGAACGAGAAUCUUUGACGAGACCGGGGCGGCAUGAAAUAGGGCAAGGGCCCUGCCUUCUUUUCUUUCCCUCCCAAGAUCUGGGAACCCCGAUUUCUCUUGAUAUGGAUUUUGUCGCCGACAUUGUGGAUAGUAUUGAAACAUAUCCUGGGGUACUACUACCGGGAUCCAUAGUGCUGUUGUGUCAACAAGUGUGUGUGUUGGCAUUCAGCCUUUUUUUACAACUAGCACGACACCUCCCCCACAGCAAUAAACCUCGCAAUCCCCUCUGCUUCGCCACGGCGGCUCCGGUCCCUGAUCUCCUCGCUUGUCUCGUCGAAUCUCUGGCUCUUGCGAAACAAGUGCGUCGAGUUUCAGAAAAACGAAUAUUCGGUUGUCGCAUCUAUACAUACACCUUUAAGCGCCGUCCACUAAUAUCGCUUCCCCAGCUUCGACUCUGAAGCAGUGCGGCGCUUCCGCAUCCGUCUCAGCAUCCUGAUUGGCUCAGCCCUUCCACUCUUCAUCCAUAGCGACAGCAACAACAUUGAGCAAUACUACCUUCUAUCUGCUUCAGAAGCUUCCAACGAAACGCAGCCGCCCGAACUUCAUAGCGAAACUUCACUUAUAUUGCCAGCUGCCCCUUCGUCUAGACCCGUCCGCUUAAAGCGUGGCGAGUCAACUCUAGAAAUUCCGGCAUGGACCCGACAACAAC